Messenger RNA from Lycium ferocissimum, 1617 nucleotides. RefSeq lists its product as uncharacterized. Bases 1 to 1617 code for a protein of 538 amino acids. The record is from RefSeq and is a predicted model, not a curated record. NCBI's taxonomy places the organism in Eukaryota, Viridiplantae, Streptophyta, Magnoliopsida, Solanales, Solanaceae. The transcript has 4 exons.
AUGGAACGAAGGAGAACUUUAUGGGAUCCUUUGCAUAACUUGGCCCAGAGUGUUAAUCAACCUUGGCUUAUUUGUGGGGAUUUUAAUGCUAUCCUAUACCCAAAUGAUAGGCUCAUGGGUAACCCUAUUACUUUAGCUGAGAUCCAGGAUUUUUCAGACUGUAUGCACACACUGUCUUUAUCUAAAUUGCCAUGGAAUGGAGAAUAUUAUACCUGGUCCAAUAAACAAAAAGGUAGUGACAGGAUCAGUAGCAGAAUUGACAGGGCCUUUGGGAAUUAUGAAUGGAUGAUGUCUUGGGGACACGUGGAAACAAAAUAUGGCCUGCCUUUUAUUUUGGAUCACUCCCAUAUGAUGUUGUCUUUGUUCUCCUCUACUUGGAAGGGCAAGACACCUUUUAGAUUUUUCAAUGUUUGGGCAGAGCAUGCUUUCUUUAUGCCACUUCUUAUUGGCACUUGGAAGCAACCUGGUGCUAAGGGGAAAAUGCAAACUGUCUGGAACAAAUUAAAAGCUUUGCAACCCCAGCUCAAGCAACUAAACAAAGUGGAGUUCAAAGGUAUCAGCCAAAGGAUAGAGGUGGCUAGAGUAGAGCUUGCUGCAGUCCAGAGAAACUUAGUAGCUUCCUACUCUGAUGCAAUGCUUGUGAUAGAGAAAAUCUUGCUGCAGAAUUUAGAACAUUGGUCCUUUAUUGAGGAGAAGGAGAUUAAGAUAGAGAUCAUGAAAGGAUCCUCUGUUGGUGUGUUACCUGCUAUUAAUAAGAGAAACAUGCUGAAUGGCCUUACUAUUUCACACAACCAGAAGCUUGAUCUCUGUGCUCAAGUUAUUGACCAGAUUGAUAGGCCUAAAACUAUUAAGGAUUUUAGACCUAUAGCUUGUUGCACCAUUCUGUAUAAGUUGAUUUCUAAAAUCCUUGCUAAUAGACUCCAGAAGAUCAUGGCAGAUAUCAUUUGCUCUACACAAGCUGGCUUUAUUCCAGGUAGAAAUCUAGGGGAUAAUGUCAUACUUGCACAUAAGCUUGUUCAAGCUUAUUCUAGAAAGCAUAUCUCAUCUAGAUGCAUGAUCAAAAUUGACCUUCAGAAAACUUACGACUCUGUUGAGAGGAUUUUCUUGCAACAAAUCCUGGAGAAAGUAUUCAUUAUUCAGUGGAAACCCCUGAUAGAUAAAAUCAUUGCUAGAAUAUCAUCUUGGACUGCCAAGAAACUAUCUUAUGCUGGAAGGGUACAAUUAGUGCAAAUUGUGCUGUUUGGUUUUCAAGCAUUUUGGGCUCAGCUGUUUGUUAUCCCUGCUAAGGUACCAAAGCUCAUUGAUGGAUAUUGUAGAAGCUACAUUUGGUCUGGUGCAAAUGAAAUCACAAAGAAGUCUCUCAUUGCUUGGGAUAGAGUGUGCAUGCCUAAAGCCUCUGGUGGCCUCAACCUGUCAAACUUACAAAUAUGGAACAAAGCUACCAUAGGUAAAAAUUUUGCGAUCUGGCCAAUAAAAAGGACUCACUUUGGAUUAAAUGGAUCCACUCUUAUUAUAUCAAGGGUUAAUUGCUUAGGAAAAUGCCUAUUCCUGGUCAGGCCUGCUGGAUGGUUAGGCAAAUCUUUUGUGCUAGAGAUACUGCGCUCAAGUUCAAGGUGA